Messenger RNA from Serendipita indica DSM 11827, 681 nucleotides. Lineage: Eukaryota; Fungi; Basidiomycota; Agaricomycetes; Sebacinales; Serendipitaceae. The record is from the annotation of a GenBank genome assembly.
AUGAAGCUGCUCGCCGCUCUUUCUAUCACCCUCGCGCUCGCUACCAACGUCCUCGGUCACUACCGCUUCCUUAACUUGAACGGAAGUGGUGAUUACCAGUACAUUCGCCAAUACGACAACUACUACUCGAAUGGACCCAUUACGGAUGUUUCGUCCACUGACAUUCGUUGCAACUUGAACGGUGCUGGCAAGACUACGGGAACUCUCACUGUGGCGGCUGGCUCGACUGCCACCUUCACUGUCCCCAACGGAAUCUCUCAUCCUGGUCCUCUCCUCUUCUACAUGGCCAAGGCACCUUCGACAGUCAACGGAUGGGAUGGCAGUGGCAAGGUCUGGUUCAAGAUUGCGCAAACUGGUGCCACAUUCUCUCCUGGACAGAUCAACUGGCCAAGCUCUGGCAAGACCUCCGUCAGCGUCACCAUCCCGAGAUCCGUUCCAUCUGGUGAAUAUAUCCUGAGGGUAGAGCAUAUUGCUUUGCACUCCGCCUCGUCUACUGGAGGUGCCCAGUUCUACAUCUCCUGCGCUCAAAUCAAAGUCACCGGUGGUGGAAGCGGCAAUCCUGGCCCACUCGUUUCCUUCCCUGGCGCCUACAGCGCAAGCGACCCUAGCAUUCUCAUCAACAUUUACUACCCCGUCCCAACCUCGUAUACCCCACCGGGGCCUUCGGUCUGGCAAGGCUGA